Molecule: messenger RNA, 6646 nt
Organism: Acanthopagrus latus (yellowfin seabream)
Lineage: Eukaryota; Metazoa; Chordata; Actinopteri; Spariformes; Sparidae
Gene: nr1h3
Product: nuclear receptor subfamily 1, group H, member 3
Exons: 10
Coding region: 3330-4724 (464 amino acids)
Biological process (GO): lipid metabolic process; cell differentiation; positive regulation of transcription by RNA polymerase II
Molecular function (GO): zinc ion binding; nuclear receptor activity; RNA polymerase II cis-regulatory region sequence-specific DNA binding
Source: RefSeq, a predicted model, not a curated record
GUUGUUCCCGAAACGUGAAGUUAGCGAAGCUGUUUCAGUUAAACUUGUUUACAGGGAGUUGCCAUCGCGUGCGGAGGUGUUAGCCGAACGAUAUUGGCCUUGUUUAGAUUGACUUUGAAGCUAAUCUCACCUAAUUUAGCGUCCAUUUGUUUUUAACUACCAAUGCCUGGAGGCAAACGAAUUUGUGCUUGGUCCAUUAAAACGUGUUAACGUUAGCUAGUGCUUACAAGCUGAUUUUGUAGCUCGCUAACUAGCUACGUUUGUUUUCCUGACAGUUCCCUGACAGUGAGGCUAGUAAAGUAACUUACUGAGCUAAUGUUAGCAGCAACUCUGAACUACCACGACAGAACAGUGUCAACACGAAACCUGUCAAAUGUGUUCGAAGUUGCGACUUGGUUUUCACGUAGUUGGCUUCAUAACACUCUAACGAAACAAAGCUGAUGGUGCCGAAGUAAAGUGUUUGUUGACAGCCAACGAGCUAGCCACCGAGGCUAAUUGCAUUUGAGCUAACGAAAUGAGCUUGACAAAGGAUGCCAAGCUGUGACUGCUGGUCUUGCACCUCGCUAAAUGUGUCCUGCUGUAGUGUCCAAACAAGGGGCUUCACUGAGAACAUCCUGAACAUAUCUGGUCCAACCACCAUGGGGGUUUAACUUAUUCUGCCCCAGUGUGGCUGCCUACAGUCUUGACAUCUGUUGCACCUGCUAUCAGCUGUCCUUUUCAACGUUUCUCCCAAUUUGGUGGCCUCACUUAAAUCCCAGCACUGCUCCACCCAGUGUUAACCUGAGCAGCGUUCUCUGGUGUGGAGAAGUGAAAACAUCUGGGUGGGUCUGCAAGGCACCAAAAACACCAACUGUACUUCUUCUUCCAUCAGAGUGAUGGUGGGAACAUUGAUCCAUUCUGGAGUCUGUGACUCCUGAAAAGCACUGACUCUUUGCUUUCACACUGAAGUUCUUGCUGAGUAUGACGGUCUGAUUUAGCUUCACCGGAGGGCGUGACAUCCGUUGGCACCCUGAGAUUUUGAGAAAGGAACAGUUCCCACCCAGUCAGGCUGACUGCUUUUAUGUCCGGUGUACUGGCUUGGAGACAUUUACGAACGCAGCUUUCUCAUAAUCAACCUAAAAGUCGCCAACGUGGUCACUGACAGUUUUUUUGUAGUCCUCAGCGCAGUCUGGUUAAAGAACCUGCUAAUUGUUUCUGAUUUAAGAUGUGGCUGAAAUUGGAAAAUCUAUGUUAUCGACUAUUGAGCGGUGUUGGUGAAUUUGUAGCCGAUGCAAAGAUCUGAUCAUAUCAAGACAAAUUCCUUUAUUUGAUUUAACCAGUGCAACAUCUACACACUCAGUAUAUAGCAGUAUCCACCCCUCAGAGUUGGUUAGCAAUCUGCUAACCAUAGAGAAAAAAGAAGAAAAGUGGGAGUUUCAAACAAGACAUCUUAAUAGAGCCAUUCAUCAGUCUUCUUUUACAUUUAGUAGACACUUUUGCCCAAACCGAUUUACAGUAAUUCAUGCAUACAUCCUUCACUGAUGGCGGAGGCUUCCAUGCAAGCUGCCAACCAGCACAUCAGGAGCAGUUCAGGGGUCAGUAUCUUUCCCAAAGUCAAUGCAGACUUGGGGAAUCGACCUCCAAAAACAAGAUGCUGGCUCUACCCCUGAGCCACAGCCGCCCCACAUUUAAUCACUAUUGAUGAUUAAAUCAUCCAUUUUUGCUCUCUACCUCUUAGACCUCCACAGCCUCAGUUGUGCACAAACAAGAGGCUUUAUACUUAUUUUUAAAAAACAAAAAUGUGAAAUUAUCGGUUAUCUUAUCCGUAUCAGCCAAGUCAAGCAGGUAAUUAUCGGUUUUCUGUGUGAAUGAAAAAAAAAAAAUCCAUAUUGUUCCUACUUAAUUUUGUCCAACUAGCAGUCAGGAACCUAAAAGUAUUUAGUGAGAAAACACAGAAGACAAAGAAACCCAGCAAAUAAUGUCAUUUGAGGAGCUGCAACCAAAACCUUUUUAGUUUUCCUAUCUUGAAGAUGAUUAGAGUGAUUAACAAUAUCUAAAUAAUGUCUGAUUGAUUUUGCUCUUGAUGGACUAAUUCAUCUCAAUUCAGUAGUUCUAUUUAAACCUCUUGUCUAAUAACAAUGCAUCAUCAAGAAAUUGUUGUGGAAUCACAAAUGCAGUUCAAUUCUACAGCUGCUUAUCAGAGAUUUGUGUAAGAUAAGAACCAUCCCUGCCUUUUAAGUGAGACACUCAGGCGAUCAUAUUAAAUGUGUAGUAAUGAAUUGUAGUUUGUAUCUGUUUUUGUAAUUGUGUCUGUUUUAGGCAGAACCACAUUGCCUUAGUCAGUGCUUGUCUAUCGAUUUUGUUGGCGCUUUCAUUUAAUUUCCAACAGUCUAUGAAAACAUGCACAUGGACAAAGGUGGCCAGCUGAUAAGAUGCGGGGGACAUUGGACUUGAACAGAGAGGUCGGGGUGGAGAUGACAUGAGUUCACCGGCUGAGCUGAAAGCUUUUACAACCAAAGAAUGUGAAUUCACCCAAUAAAAGUUGAUACCUUCUGAUUACUACACCUAUUGUGUGCAAGAGCAGAUGUUGGAGCUUGUACAACACAAGUCGAACAAGCUUUGACUUACGAUCCGCUGUGCUGACAUGGAGUUUGACAUAUUGAUUUGUUGUUACUCAAUAUGCAAGUGUUGAGGUUCGUCUUGUUCUUUCAAUUAAUGACAGACACGUUUGAGCUUGAUGCAGUAGUUGAGUGUUAAUUUCAUACACUUUGGGACAUUUUUGUGACAGUGGUCAGAGCCCUCAUAGAUCGGGAUCUCAGGCGAUGGACAACAAUAAUGGUUUUAUUUUCAAAGAAAUGGAAAAAAGAUGAGAUCGUCUCCAGGUGUCUGUGUGGUAUGAGGCUAUUUAAGUAAAAUCGGCUGCUUAAAAGAUCCAAGUGGAAAAGGCUGGAACACCGCAGCCCGGUGGGGAUUUAAGAGCCAUGCACAUGACCAAUAGUAACCUCUUGUGUUCCCUCAUUCACCCUCCCCUCCUCCUCUUCCCUCCUCCUCCUCCCUCCGUCUCUCUAUCUGUUUUCCCUCCUGUCUCCCAUUGGGCAUUGUAGAAAGGGACUUCUUUCCUACUCACUCGCUUCAAGAUAUUGAGUCACUAAAACUUCCGCCCAGUAAGCCACAGGGGUUUUGGCAUCCUCAAGACUCCUCAGGCAAGAAAAGUCAUCCAUCCAGCGCAGGAACAUCGACAGACUGUGGUCGUGGACUCACAUGAGCGGGAUGGAUAGGCGAUAAAUAAGACAUCAGCUCCAGAGGUAAGGUACACGUUGAUUUCGUUAUGACAAGCUGCUGUGCAGAAGAUGUCCACGCUGUCUAUGACUGAUAUCCCAGAUGUUGGUCAUGAUGAGAGUAAGGUGUUUGACGGGGCCUCUGAGCUGCAGCUGGACUGCAUGGUUGAGGGAAGCAGUGGAAGCGCCACAAUGAAGCACGACGGCCUGCUGUCGCUGGCUGACCUCUCCCACCCAGAUGACUUCCCUGUCCCCCCUCACAACGGCCCUUCACUGACCGACAUGAGCAGCCCUCUGGCGAUAGAGCCAAGUGACAUCAAGCUGGAUCCAGCUGCAGGUGACACAUCUGCCAGCACAGAUGGUCAGCCAGUGAAAAGAAAGAAGGGGCCUGCUCCGAAGAUGCUUGGCAAUGAGGUGUGCAGUGUAUGCGGUGACAAGGCCUCUGGUUUCCAUUACAAUGUGUUGAGCUGUGAGGGCUGCAAGGGCUUCUUUCGACGCAGCGUCAUUAAAAGCGCCCAGUACUCCUGCAAGAACAAUGGCCGCUGCGAGAUGGACAUGUACAUGCGCCGCAAGUGCCAGCAGUGCCGCCUGCGCAAGUGUCGGGAGGCGGGCAUGCUGGAGCAGUGUGUGCUCUCAGAGGAACAAAUCCGACUGAAGAAGAUGAAGAAGCAGCACGAGGAUGAGACGGCCCGCUCGUCCACAGUGGUCACCCCCACCCCUCCACUGGAAGCAGCCGCACUGGAUCCACAGCAGCAGGAGAUGAUUGAGAAGCUGGUGGCCAUGCAGAAGCAAUGCAACAAGAGGUCGUUCCUUGACCGGCCAAAAGUCACACCGUGGCCACAGAGUCAGGACUUACAGAAUCGAGAAGUGCGUCAGCAGCGCUUCGCCCACUUCACUGAGCUCGCAAUCAUGUCAGUCCAGGAGAUUGUGGAUUUUGCUAAGCAGCUUCCUGGUUUCCUAGAGCUCACAAGGGAGGACCAGAUUGCUCUACUGAAGACAUCAACCAUUGAGAUCAUGCUGCUUGAGACGUCUCGGCGGUACAACCCUGCUAUUGAUAGCAUCACGUUUCUGAAGGAUUUCAGCUAUAAUAAGGAGGAUUUUGCCAAAGCAGGGCUUCAGUUUGAGUUCAUUAAUCCCAUCUUUGAGUUCUCAAAAGGAAUGAACGACCUGCAUCUGGACGAGGCUGAAUACGCCCUGCUCAUCGCCAUCAACAUCUUUUCUGCAGAUCGGCCGAACGUGCAGGAUCAUGAUCUGGUGGAGCGACUGCAGCAGCCCUAUGUGGACGCACUGCGCUCUUACAUCAUGAUAAAGAGACCAAAUGAUCACUUGAUGUUUCCCCGUAUGCUGAUGAAGCUGGUGAGCCUUCGUACACUAAGUAGCGUCCACUCGGAGCAGGUUUUUGCACUUCGCCUCCAGGACAAGAAGCUUCCCCCGCUGCUAUCUGAAAUCUGGGACGUCAAUGAGUGACUGCAGACCUGAUGUCACCUGAUGUGGCUGUGUGAAGACUGAGACAAACAUUGCAUUGAGCAGGAUCACUGACUCCUUUCUGCCCAUCUGGUCAGGGAUUGGUUAUAACAUUUUUUGUUUUGUUUUUUUUUUCUGGUGGGAGGAGAGCAUCAUUGUCCUUUGCUCUCAAACAGACUGCUAAUUGGUUUUGUGUUCAUAAGGAGCAACACGAGCACCUAGUUUUCCUUGAGCGAUUCUGUUGUUUUCUCUUUUUGUGUAGAUGCUGACAUGAUUGUGGCGAUAUUAAAUACCAGCAUCAGGCUCUUUAGCCAGUUAUCUCUGAUUUAAUAUUUGUUGAAGUUAUGUUGAUCUCUAGUGCAGUUCUGUACUCAUCCUCUAAGAAUUAUAAUGCAACAUUUCUGAGCAGGUCUUAGCUGUGGCUGUCUCAAACAUCAGGAUUACAGCUGCUCGUUCAGUUCAAAUAGUGAUUUUUGCAGUUGUGCAAUAGGUGGAAAAGGAUAAGCAUGAGCAGACCGAUAUCUGCUGUUCACUUUAUUGAUGUUCGGGUAAAACAGUAGGCCAUGUGGCUGGUGUUGUGCAUAGCGAUAUGGCAACAAAUAGUUUGUGUUCCUUUUGGCGUAAGUGCAGAAAUCAAAAGGUUGGUGUAGUCGCUCAGGUAAAGUAAUGUGAAGCAGACCUCUGGAAACCGGAGGCUUCUUUAAUUUCUAUUAGAUUAGUUUUCUUCCAAGUGCAUAAGGGACCCUCUUGGUCAUUUAUAGAUGCCCAUUAACGUUCAUGUAAAUUGUAUAUUUAUUUUCACAAGAAAACUGUAUAGAGUGCACAGAUGGAACGGAUCCACAAUAUUGUACAAUCACAUACUAACGCACAAGAAGGUAAACCUCAGUGCAGGUGACUGGCCGACUGCGCCCUCAUUUACACGAAAUGAUGAUGCGACUAAAUCUUGUUUUUUUUUUUUUUUUUUUACACAGAGCACUGGUACCUUGAAAUAGGUGGUACUAAUGUGUCCUUAAAAUUCCAUGUAAAGAUUAAAUGUUGUUUAACAAAGAAAGUCAAACCUUCAUCUCUGUGAGCCUCCUUUCAAAUGAAUAAUAUCCCACUCUGACAAAGUUGUAUUCUUAAAUCAAAACAGAAAUGAUUGCUUCUAUCUAACACCUUACUCAUCUUUAUGUUCAUGUGAGAUUUCUUAAUUUCAUUACAAGGCAGUACAGUUACUUUCAUAUUUUGGUUCUGUUUAUUAAUGCAAGCUUUUCAAGGUGAGAGAAAUGUACAAGCAACAUUUGUGUAGUUUGAACAGGAUGUAGAGAAUUUCACAGGCUUUUAUUUUUGAUAAUAUACUGUAUAAAUGAUACUGAGAUAAAGGUGUACAGCUGAAUAUUCACUGGAAAACGAGCUCAAUCUAAAGGUCUGCUGUUGUCUCUUGCCAGUGUCUCGACACCAAAUGCUUUAACUGGUCAAAUUCUGGAAAUCCUCACUAAAAAACUGUACCAAAAUCUUUAUUAACAGGGAGCAGAGAACAGGAGAUGAGUAGAAACAAAAAGUUCAUAGGUUGAUGAGGAAAAGUACAGACUUUUUAGAUGUUUAUAUUUAUGCUGUGUUUUCCAUGCAUUUUCCUGUGCAGUGUAAACUUGAAAUGCAUAGUGGAUGAUAAAGGAAUGUCACUGCAAAUUCAGAAGUGUGAAGUUUAUUCUCUCUUCAUACUCAAGAGAGCUGAAAACUUGACAACAUGUCUUUGAAGCUUGUUUUUGAAAUGAUGGUAAAUUAAGUGCCAGUUAGAUUCAGGCAUUAUAAAUGAUUGUAUUUGUUUUUCUCCACCCUCAGCUACAAUUUCUUAAUGGCUUUUAAUUAAUAAAAUUGUAUUUAACAGCUAAUAUGUCACAUGAUUCUUGACAUAAGCACAGAAAUACAAAUGCAUUCGACUCUGA